AUGUCGUGGCAAACAUAUAUUGACGAUUCUCUCCUCGGAACCGGCAAGAUCGCCCAAGCUGCCAUUUAUGGUCUUGAUGGUACUUUGUGGGCAUCUUCUGCAGGCUUCAAUCCGAGUGCCGAAGAAAUCAAAACUAUCAUCGAUUCCUUUAAUGAUGUCCAAAAAAUUCAAGCAAAUGGAAUACGUUGCAAUGGUGUCAAAUACUUUUUCCUUUCUCACCAGGAUGAUACAAACAUUCAUGGCAAACAGGGCGCCGAUGGUAUUAUUGCAGAGAAAACAGCACAAGCUGUUAUUAUUGGGACUUAUGCUGAAGGUACCGCAGCUGGUGUCGCCAAUAAAGUUGUUGGGGACUUAGGUGAUUAUUUAAGACAGUUAAAUUAUUAG
This is a messenger RNA of Racocetra persica, 384 nucleotides long. Lineage: Eukaryota; Fungi; Glomeromycota; Glomeromycetes; Diversisporales; Gigasporaceae. The record is from the annotation of a GenBank genome assembly.